AUGUCGCUAGACAAAACCAAUUCCACUAAAUCAUCAAAAGAUGCUGUUCCUAGUAGUGAACCAUAUAAAAAGCGACGCAUCACCGACAAUGACAUAAAUGAGCCGACGAUUGAACUUGUAACAGGCCUUGAAGACAAUCAGAUCCAAAGAUUAACAAGUGUUAAAACAUCUGAUAACUCCAAACUGUCGCUUAAGCAGCAGGCUUUAGCAGAAAUUUUAAAGGGUCCAAAAACUGACAGUGAUACUGAGGAGAUAGAACAAUCACUCGUAUUGCAAAUAGCGAAAAACAAAAAUCUCGAAUCUAGAAAAGAAAAAGUGUCAGAUUUGGAAGCAUUUCGGCGUGAAGUAGAAAGUUUGCCAGAUGAAGCCGAUAUUGAUUAUGAUAGUGUUCCAAUAGAAGAUUUCGGAGCAGCAAUGCUUAGAGGAAUGGGAUGGAGACCAGGGAUGACAAUUGGAAAAAAUCAGAAAAUAAAAUCCAUUGAGUUGCGUGAGCCAAAAGCGCGUCCUACUCACCUUGGAUUGGGUGCAUCACCGCUUCCGACCAAGGAUGCUCAUGGCUUACGUUAA
This is a messenger RNA of Dentiscutata erythropus, 567 nucleotides long. NCBI's taxonomy places the organism in Eukaryota, Fungi, Glomeromycota, Glomeromycetes, Diversisporales, Gigasporaceae. The record is from the annotation of a GenBank genome assembly.